AUGGCACAAGAGCUUCCUACAGUCCGUUGGGGCAUCGUCGCAACUGGCAUGAUCUCCAACUGGUUUGUCAGCGACCUCCUCCUCCCAUCCUGGCCGAAUAAACGUGCAAACCACAUAAUCCAAUCUAUCGGUUCAUCCUCAAUCGCUAAGGGACAGAAGUUCUACGAUGAAUACGUUCACCCGAACUUAUCCAACAACUCUGGCAUCACUCCUAAAAUUUAUGCUUCAUACGCAGAAGUCUACAAUGAUCCCGAUGUGGAUGUAGUCUAUAUUGGAACACCACAUAGUUUUCAUAAGCAGAAUUGCAUAGAUGCCAUUAACGCAGGAAAAAAUGUUCUGUGUGAAAAGGCGUUUACGCUGACUCAAGCGGAUGCGAAGGAAGUUACUGCUCUGGCGAGGGAGAAGGGUGUGUUUCUGAUGGAGGCGAUGUGGACAAGAUUCUACCCACUUGUUAAAGAGUUAAGACGAUUGUUGUACGAAGAGAAGGUCAUCGGACAGGUCUGGCGCACAUUUGCCGAUUUCGGGUUAUCAUACGAUGUGGCCAGCCUGCCUGAUAGCAGCAGACUGAAGGAUUUAAGCAUGGGAGCCGGGUCGCUCCUGGAUAUUGGAAUCUACAGUCUCACUUGGGGCCUUUUGACUCUAGAAGAAAAUGUCGGCAAGGGUGAACACCCAAAGGUCCUGGCAGCUCAAACUUUACAGGGUGGUGUCGAGACAUUGAGUAGCUGGAUCCUAAGUUAUCCGUCAACGGGCAAGCAUGGGAUAUUAACCUCGACAACAAAUGUCAGAACGGAAAAAACCUUUGCGAGAGUAGAGGGUAGUAAGGGUUUUAUUACUGUUCAGGGUCCCACAUCGUCGCCUGAGAGCUUUAUAGUGAAGUUGCAUGAUGAAGAAGGCGAAGGAAAGCUGUAUGAGUUCGAGAAACCAGGGAGGGGCUUCUACUGGGAAGCUGACGCUGUAGCCGUUGAUGUUGCAAAUGGCAGAAAAGAGAAUGAGACGAUACCACUGGCAGAGACAGAGAGGGUUAUGGGCAUCUUGGAUGAGAUUCGAAAGCAGGGUGGAGCAAGAUUCCCUAGUGAUACCUUUUAG
Molecule: messenger RNA, 1086 nt
Organism: Orbilia oligospora ATCC 24927
Lineage: Eukaryota; Fungi; Ascomycota; Orbiliomycetes; Orbiliales; Orbiliaceae
Exons: 2
Coding region: 1-1086 (361 amino acids)
Molecular function (GO): nucleotide binding
Source: RefSeq, a predicted model, not a curated record